This is a messenger RNA of Danio rerio (zebrafish), 384 nucleotides long. Lineage: Eukaryota; Metazoa; Chordata; Actinopteri; Cypriniformes; Danionidae. The record is from RefSeq and is a predicted model, not a curated record.
AGCAGGUGGAGCAGUACAUGUCGUUCCACAAGCUUCCAGCAGACGUCAGGCAGAAAAUCCACGAGUAUUAUGAGCAUCGAUACCAAGGCAAGAUGUUUGAUGAGGAUAACAUUCUGGGAGAGCUGAGCGAGCCCUUAAAGGAGGAGAUCGUGAGCUUCAACUGCCGUAGCUUGGUGGCUAACAUGCCUCUGUUCGCUAACGCCGACCCAAACUUCGUGACCGCGGUGCUCACCAAGCUGAAGUUUGAGGUGUUUCAGCCCAAUGACUUCAUCAUCCGCGAGGGAACCGUCGGCCGUAAGAUGUACUUCAUCCAGCACGGACGGGUCAGCGUCCUCACUCGAGGAAACAAGGAGACCAAACUCAGCGACGGCUCUUACUUCGGUG